AUCUAUCGCCGUCCACGCUCAUCCCUCACUGUCCGUCCACCAAACAAACCAACCAGCUGGCCACACAUACAUAUCACUCACAGGAAGCCUCGGCACGUGGCCGCUCCACAGGUACACCUGCAAAGGAAUAUGGAGAAGAAAAACCAUGCACACACGACACGAGCACAGCAGGCCGCUCGCCCACUCACAGUGAAAAGAGUAGCGAGUGCAUGGCGUGUUGUGGUGUGAGGCAUGCAUUGCUCACCUUUCUCGCGUGCUGUGGUUGAGCUCGGUGUCGGUCCUGCACACACAAAACAAACACGACACACAUACAUACAUACAUACAUUACCUGGCAGCUCGACGCUCCAUCCAUCCAUGGAUACAUCCAUCCAUUCUUCGACGGCCGCCUACCCUACCCGUAGUCAUAUGACAGUUCUGUGCCGGCCGCUAUCUCCUCAAUCGCAUAGAUGUAGAUGCGGGGUCGACCGCCGGGCACCUGCACCUCCUGAAUGAAACCAAGCAGCACAAACCAGACAGACAGACAGACAGACGUGUGUGUGUGUCCAUUCAUUUGCUUGGUGCUGUCUGUCAAUCAUCAAUCAGCCCACCCGCGGCUCGCAGUUGGGUGCGCAGCUGUGGUUGAUCAGGCGAGCCUCGUUGUAGUCCUUGCGAGUCGCGUCAAUGAUCCUGCCGUUGGACAGCCUGAACAGGUAGGUGCUUCCCAGGCCUUGGCUGCGAUACAAAGCCUCCCUGCAGGCACACAAGACACAGACAAAUGCAGACAGACAGACAGACAGAGACGAUAUGAGAAGGAAGACACACACUCUCUCUCUCUCCUUGAUAGGUGCGUACCUUUCGUCAGCUUGCUCGGCGUGAAUGUACUCUCCUGCGUAUUCGAUUAUCUCUUCGCCCGCUCGGAUGGUCCUGUUUGCGAACAACCCAACGCCCUCUCUGCGAACGACACACACACACACGCCGCACCAUGGAUCAAUGAACGAAUGCUUGCACUGCGAGGCGAGCGCCAUACCUGUGGAUGGUCGAUUUCUCCUCUCUAAAAGGCUUGAGGCGUCCGCUCCUUCUGCGUUUGUCCCGAGCUUCGCUUUCCGCGCCCGAAGGCAGAUGGACAGCGGCGCGGGAAGGUGGCGGAUUCACAGACAUGUCUGCAGAGGGCAUGAGCACCACACAGACACGUUGAUAAUGGAUGGAUGGAUGGAUGCGUCGGUGUGAUGAAGCCUUUAUCUACCUGCAUCAGGGGCGAUUGCUGGUUGGUCAGUUCUCGGCCGUUUGGGCGGCUUCGCCUCGGGGGCCGUGUGGUCAUGGUCAGAUGAAGAGGGGAGGGGAGGGGCAGGGGGAGGCUGGAUGGGCUUGAAGGGGGACGUCCAUGACGGCCUGAUGGCCUUCCACCUCUGCUCGCAGCUGUCCCGGCUUCUCCGGGGCAGUCGCUUGGUCACGUCACCCCAACAAAACGGAUAGGUCUUCAUGGCGAAUAAAAGUACAUAGUCCUGCAUGGAAAGCACAUACGACCGGGUGAGGUGAGCGACUGUGUGUCACCCAUUCCCUCGUACACAAUAACAUAACAUACCUCUUCUCGCGUCCAUGGUCGUGCAUCCCCACCGUCGUCCGCAUCUUGGACCGUCUUGGGCAUGCCCACCUCACGGACAAAGCCAAAGCCGCCUGUCGCCAGUGGAGGGCGUGGUUCGUCAGCGGCGCUGCUGCGCGAACUGAAUGAUGAUGAAUGACAGAGGACACCCACUCAUCAGAUUUGUGAGCUCCGCCUCGCCGCUCCCAGCCUCACCUCCAAGGGAAGUGCAUGCCGUCGGUGCUGCGUUCGAUCUCCGACGACCUGCUCUUGAGAGAGAGGGACUCUGCUCCCUGGGCUUCAUCCUUCUUUGCAGCGCAGAGAGCAGAAACGUCAAUCUCCACCGAAGGCAGCGGUGGCGGCACUCUCGGCGGCACUCUCGGCGGUACCAGACUCACGAUGAAGUUCUUGCAAGGCCGUACAACCUGCUUGGGCCGCAUUGCCCGCACAGUGCCGAGUGGACGCGGGAAGUUGACGCAUUGGGGCGCUUUUUGGGGCGGAUGGAACUGGUGAUGCGUCGGGCUGUCAUCGUCAAUAACGAUAGCUUGGUCCAUCUUCAAUUCUUCAAUUGAUCUUCAACUCUCC
Molecule: messenger RNA, 2144 nt
Organism: Vitrella brassicaformis
Lineage: Eukaryota; Vitrellaceae
Source: the annotation of a GenBank genome assembly